Messenger RNA from Ilex paraguariensis (yerba mate), 666 nucleotides. The record is from the annotation of a GenBank genome assembly. Lineage: Eukaryota; Viridiplantae; Streptophyta; Magnoliopsida; Aquifoliales; Aquifoliaceae.
AUGUUGGUGAUAGUAGCGAGAACGUCCCCUAAGCCAUCUUUUGAUUCGAUGAUUCGACCUCCUAGAGAGCAAGAAGACAAUGAAAAAGAGGAUGUACCCCUAUAUGUUCUAAGCACUACCCUUUUGUCUGUGGAAGCAGAUGUCACAGAAGAUUUUUCUGCUUCACAUGAUAAAAUCAUUGAAUGCAUUACAUCAUGCAUCCAUGUGGCACGUUUGAGUGAUAUUCUUGAACAGCAGCAGAACCUGGUGCAUGUGUUUUUGAUUUCCUUGUCACCUGGUUUUCCUUGGACAGUUAAAAUGUCGGUGUUUUCGUCAAUAAAAGAACUUUGCUCAAGGCUUCAAAACAAUGCGCAUGACUAUCAAGAUACCUCCAUACAUGCUGGCAUGACUCUAGUUCAGGAGUUGUUCUCCUCUGUGUCACCUAAGGUGCUCGAAUGUCUAUCUAUGGUAAAGAUUGCACAGGUUCACAUUGCAGCAUCUGAGUGUCUCAUGGAAGUGACUAAUCUUUACGGCUUGCUUCCAAUGGUUGAUGGGACAGAAGUAGGGUUCAAAGAAGAGCUUCUUAAGCAGUAUGAGGUAGAGAAGAAUGAACAAGCAAAGUCAUUACUAAAGAAAUGUAUUGACAUCCUCACAAACCUUGAACAAAAAGCUAUCCAAACAUCCUGA